Messenger RNA from Tripterygium wilfordii, 4167 nucleotides. RefSeq names its product protein SCAR1-like. Gene Ontology annotation, biological process: positive regulation of Arp2/3 complex-mediated actin nucleation; actin cytoskeleton organization. The record is from RefSeq and is a predicted model, not a curated record. Gene Ontology annotation, molecular function: protein kinase A regulatory subunit binding; Arp2/3 complex binding. The transcript has 9 exons. Lineage: Eukaryota; Viridiplantae; Streptophyta; Magnoliopsida; Celastrales; Celastraceae. Bases 295 to 3867 code for a protein of 1190 amino acids. Gene Ontology annotation, cellular component: cytoskeleton.
AGUUAGGAAUGGCUUGCAGAGUUGGCAAUGUCGUCUUCCCCUAGCUAAUCGGUCACUUAGCCCCGAAAUCACACAUACUCUCUCUCUCACAGAAAACGUUGUGUCUCGGCAGUUAAGCUGCUUCAAUCUCCUCACCUACCCAAGCACAGACUCUCUCUCGUCAUUCCUUCAUUUAUUGUUCAUUCAUUCUUUCAUUAAAUUCACAUACAUUGCUUGCAGUUCCUGUGUGUGGAAGUGUCUUUUCCCUCUGUCUCUUCAAUUAGAGUUUGUGUGAGCUAGAGAAAAGCAUUAGAGAUGCCGCUGGUGAGGUUGGAGGUGAAGAAUGAGUACGGCCUGGGAAAGCCUGAGCUGUAUAGAGAGGCCAGCAAAGAAGAUCCGAAAGCAAUCCUCGAUGGCGUCGCUGUUUCUGGCCUCGUAGGGAUCUUGCGUCAGUUAGGCGAUCUCGCCGAAUUUGCAGCAGAUGUUUUUCAUGACUUACAGGAGCAAGUCAUGAGCACAGCAUCUAGAAGUCAUAAAUUAAUGGUUCGUGUGCAACAUAUUGAAGCUGCACUUCCUCCUCUAGAGAAGGCUGUACUUGCCCAAACAAGCCACAUUCAUUUUGCAUAUACUGCUGGUACUGAGUGGCAUCCUCACAUUCGAAAUGAAACAAAUCAUUUCAUCUACAAUGACUUGCCGAGAUUUAUCAUGGAUUCCUAUGAAGAGGGCCGUGAUCCUCCACUUCUGCACCAGCUUGACAAAUUUGAUACCGGUGGUCCAGGAUCUUGUUUACGAAGAUAUUCAGAUCCAACCUUCUUUAGAAGACUAUCAGGUGAAUCUACUGAAGCCAAUACAGGGAAAGUCCAAAGAGAUAAGAAAGCUCGUAAAAGUAAGAAGAGAAGAUCAUUGCCUAGAAAUCGAGACAUAUCUCAAGGUGCAUCAGUAUCCAGUUAUAGCGAGAGCAAGAGGAAGUUUACUUCUCCAGUUAAUGCAUGGGCAUCUCCUUCUCAAACAGCUUCCACAGUUGAUAUGAGCUUAAAAUCUGACAUGGGCGAUCACUCGAAUUCUUUUGAUUCAAGAAUUGGAUCAGGCUAUAUUGAAUGUGUUUUCCACGCAAGUUCACCCUUGCAAUCUGAAGAGCAGGAGUCACGAGAAUUUUCUUCUAGGUUGAAGCAACACGAUGAUACCAUUCAUUUUGUUUUUCCUGAUGAGCCAACAAGGGUUGCAAACGAUAACUAUCCGCACAGUUCAUCACCGGAGCAGAUUGCGCCCAAUUCAUCUUGUGUUACAUGGGAUGAAAAAGCUGAAGUCAUGGAGCCUCAAGGUCAGUAUUAUAAUGGAGAUGAAUCUCUGGAGAUUUAUCCAACAAACUCUGACCUGGACGUAAUGGAUACAUGCACUGCCAACCAUGGAAACGAUGUUCGGAUGGAUAUCCAAUUUGACAUUGAUAACACGCUGAAAUCAUUUUCUAGUAGCAAUGAGCUUGAUGAGGUUGAGAGUGAACCAGAUACUUUUCUUGAUGCGUUAAACACUAUUGAAUCGGAAUCUGAAAAUGAUAUGGAUUGCCAAACAAUACAAGAAGUCAAGCAAUGUAGCUUCUCCAGUUUUAGUGAAGGAAGAAAUGCCGUAAUGAACAAUGCUUCAACUGAUAAGUUAGACCUUUGUCCUUCUGAAAAUGAAUCUCUUAGUGAACCUGACAUCAACUCGAAGGAGCAUGAAUCUCUUGGUGAACUUGACAUCAACCGGAAGGAGAGUCCUUCUGAACAUGGAUCUUUUAGUUCACCUGAGAUCACCUUGAAGGAGCAUCUUUCUGAACAUGGAUCUUUUAUUGAACCUGACAUCACCUCAAAGGAGCAUCCUAUUCAAUAUGAACCUCUGAGUGCACCUGAUAUCACCUCGAAGGAGCAUAUACCAUGUGAAUCACCCUGCUUGGUCUCCUUAGAAAAGCUUGAUUAUGAGCGGACACCUCAAGUAUGUGAAGAUUCUUCUGAUUUACACAGUUCUCCAGGAUUUGAGUUUUCUACCAUUACAAAUGUCCUUCAAAAUUCAAAAGUAGAGUCUAUUGACGAUGAUCCAUCAUCCUCUAACUCCAGAAUCUCCAGUUUAGAGGAACCACCAGGCUCUAAAAUCAUAAGCAACUCUUUUGAGUUGGGGCAAUCUCAUGCCAAACCUUUUAGUGUUCCAUCACUGAAGCUCUGGACGAAUGGUGGCCUAUUAGGGCUUGAGCCUUCAAAGCCUCCGGAUUUUUCAUCAAACUCUGCAAGUGGGGAUUCAAUGAUUGGGAGUAAAGAUGAGACAAUUUCUUCUUUAAAUUGCACUUCUCUGCCAAAUGGUUUUGGUCAGAUGGGGAGACCUGGUAUCAUGGAUAAGGAUCUUCAAAUCACCAGAAAGGUUUCAGAUUCUAAAUUUUCAAAAUCAUGUGAUGUUGAUCAAGAGAAUGGCAUCCCGGUGAGGAAGACAUCUUUGGCAUUUCCCGUGGUUGAUUCAGAUUCAAAACUUGAAAAAUACAUAGGUUCUCAACAUAGUGAUAGGCAUAGUCAAUGUGAUGCAACUAGGGUUGCUGAACCGAUGACAGGGAUGGCAGUUGAUCCAGAUGUUCUAGCUACGUCUAAUGAGGCCAGUCAAGAGAUUGAUGAAAACCCAGCUGGAAUGUUAGGACUUGGCCACCGGUUACUCCUGAAUGGCUUUCGUAGAAAGGUUUCACUUGUCCAUGAUGGAAAACCUGAUGUGGUUUGCCACCAGAAAGCUGGUAUAUUUGAUCAGAGAAGUGGGCACAACAAUGGCGUUCAUCAAAUGACUCCAGAUACAACUUUCAAACAGCAAUCAGGGCGUAAAUCUCAAGUAGAUUUGGUUACUUCUUCGCCACCGCUUGAGCAUAUGAAAAUAUCUUUCCACCCUGUAGAUGGUUUUGAAACUUCCAAACUGAAACUCAAAUUUCCAGAUACAAGCCAUUGUUCCGAAAGCAUAAGAGAUAUGUUUCCUUCAUUUCAGUUGGUCCCAGAGCCUACCACUGUUGUACAUGAUAUUGGUUCUGACACUGAUGAUGACACCUUUUGUCGAUCAUCUCCUUGUUUGUCAGAUGGUUGUCGUAGCUACUACUCCGAGUCAAAUUCUGAGCAAUGGGAAUCUGGUGAAAUGCUUCAAAGCAAAGACCACGAGCUCUAUGAUGCUUUAGGCAGAAUUUCAUCUGUGGAAUCUGUUUCAAGUUCUCUUCAGCUUUGGGAAAUAGCUGAUAGUGGUAACCACUUUGGUGGUGAAGAAGUUAAAAGCCUGUAUACUGAGAAUGGUGCAAAACCUUCUUUUUCUGGUCCUUCACUGGCUAUUGCAAGUAUGGGUUCUAUGAGUCCGAUUCUACAGCAAGAAACAAUGAACAACCCAGAUUCGAUUAAUCUCAAAGAAUCCAAGUGUCUUGGGGAGUCCACACCACUGCCGCCACCUCUCCCUCCAGCACAGUGGUGGGUCUUGAAGCCACAGUCAGAUGUGAAAGAAGAAAACUCACAUACUCUCUCGGAAGCUGAUGAACAUUCAUUUGAUCAGAAACCGUCUGGAUCUACCCAUUCCCAGCAACCAAAGGUAGCCCCAGUCACUGAGAAACAAAUUAUCGAGGAGGCCAUCUCAUUUAAAUCAAAGAUCUUGCAGGACCAAGGGAAGUUUAGGCAGAAAGAAGCUAAUCAGGGAGUGCAUGACAAAGGGAUAGAUGAAAAGGAAGAUUUCUUAGAGCAAAUCAGAACAAAAUCAUUCAACCUGAGACGCACGGUUCCAGCAAGGCCAACUACUACAUCAGUUCCCACGGCAAAUGUCAAAGUCACUGCAAUUUUGGAGAAAGCAAAUGCAAUUCGUCAGGCUGUUGGUAGUGACGAUGGAGACGACGAUACUUGGAGUGAUACUUGAUCUUUUUGUCCUGGAAUUAUACAAGUUAUUGUAAGCUAAUCCACACACAGUUCUGAGUUUGCGAAGUUGGUUUAAGCCGUUAAGGGGUGUAUUAUAUUUAUGUGAAUAGUCUCCCGAUCUCUUUGUAAUUAGUUUUUAGGCCUUACCUUGUAUUUUAAUUAUGAUUAGUUGCAUUCAAUUCUGAAGUAGGUAAAAUUUUGUUCUAAGCAUAGAUUAGCGUAGGUCAAUCGCGAUUUACUUUCUUCUACAAGGCACGUUUUAUACAUAAUGAAAGUUCCCUAAGUUCUGAUUUUCACUUCA